Racocetra persica is the source of this 666-nucleotide messenger RNA. The record is from the annotation of a GenBank genome assembly. NCBI's taxonomy places the organism in Eukaryota, Fungi, Glomeromycota, Glomeromycetes, Diversisporales, Gigasporaceae.
AUGCCAAAAGGAAAAAAACAAAUUCAAAUUCAAAAAAAUCCAAUGUUAGGAGGCUUUCCACCUCCAAACCUUUCGUUAACGAACAUGGAAGAUGAUCCCCCAGAUUUUGAGUUGCCUGACAUUCCGCCUUUCACUAAAGUUGCCACUGACGACAGUGCUUAUAAAACUUGGGUAUGCUUGUAUCCUGUUUACUUUGAUUCAACUAAAUCUCAUCAAGAAGGAAGAAGAGUAGUAAGUGAACUCGCGGUACCCAAUCCUUUAGCGAAAGAUCUUGCCGAAUCUGUAAAGAUUUUGGGAUUAUCUUGUGUAUUCGAGCCACAUAAAACACAUCCCAGAAAUUGGGAUAAUCCCGGAAGGGUACGAGUACAAUUAUUUAAUGAUCAGAAAAUUCCUUUAAAUAGUAAUAUUCCGACACGGAAAGAGUUAAUCAAGCAAGUGGCAUCGGUAAUGUCAGAGGUUCAAAAAACUAAUCCACAACAAUUUCCGCCCAGCCAUUCUCCAGCAGUAUCUAGGGGUAUAUUGAAAGAGGGAAAAAGUAACGAUUCUGGGUCUACAGCUAGUUCUACUUCAACUCCAGUAACAACAGGACAAGCUGCUUCAGGAAGUGGAUCAAAUACUUCAACUGCUUCACCUCAGAAGAAGAAGGGAAGAAAAGGUCGAAAAUGA